Gongylonema pulchrum is the source of this 390-nucleotide messenger RNA. The record is from the annotation of a GenBank genome assembly. Lineage: Eukaryota; Metazoa; Nematoda; Chromadorea; Rhabditida; Gongylonematidae.
AUGUCGAUACCUUCACCACGACCAAACUUGGAUGAAUAUGCACAGAUCGAGCGCCUACGAGAUGCACUGACUGAACAACUGCCAGAGGGCAUUCCUGCUGACCUCAACACCGAUCUCAAUUUGCUCCGAUGGAUUCGUGGCUACAAAGCCAAUUUCGGCAAGAUUACUGAGAACUUUUGUACGUAUGUGGCAUCUCGGAGGGCAGCGGGUUUCGACAUCGCGAAUCUACCGGAAAAAUUUUUCGACUUACCGCACAUCAAACCUUUCCUGCCCUUUAUUGCUUCCACCCGACUAGACGACCGAGUCUGGCACGAAACACGCAAUGCAUUUCUGUUCGUCGAACGCGCAUGGUGUCAACCAAAGCAGGUAAAAUUUUUGUUGUAUUGCUAG